This is a messenger RNA of Carassius auratus (goldfish), 2001 nucleotides long. RefSeq names its product presenilin-2-like. Gene Ontology annotation, molecular function: aspartic endopeptidase activity, intramembrane cleaving. Bases 120 to 1433 code for a protein of 437 amino acids. Gene Ontology annotation, cellular component: gamma-secretase complex; membrane. Gene Ontology annotation, biological process: membrane protein ectodomain proteolysis; Notch signaling pathway; protein processing. Lineage: Eukaryota; Metazoa; Chordata; Actinopteri; Cypriniformes; Cyprinidae. The record is from RefSeq and is a predicted model, not a curated record. The transcript is spliced from 11 exons.
UCAUCACUUCCUCGUUGCAGUUCGCGAUGUUUUGACGGAGUCCUGCUGCUGGAUCGUCAUUCAUGUAAACACGGUCACAUCUGAAGCUCUGGGCAUUUGGCUUCUGUCACCUUCCCUUCAUGAAUACCUCGGACAGUGAAGAGGACUCGUACAACGAGAGGUCCGCUCUGGUCCAGUGUGAAAGCCCAACCAUCCCCUCGUACAACCAAGAUCAUGAUGUGUCUCUGCCCCAGCAAACAGACACCAAACGGCGGCGGCCGGUCAGCUCUGGUUUGGACGAGCCGGGGCCGGUGGAGCGAGAGCGAGCGUCCACUCCUGAUGGAGAGGAAGAGGAGCUGACCCUCAAAUACGGCGCUAAGCACGUCAUCAUGCUCUUCAUCCCUGUCACGCUCUGCAUGGUGGUGGUGGUGGCAACAAUCAAGUCUGUCAGUUUCUACACGGAGAAGAGCUCACAGCGGCUCAUCUACACUCCGUUCGAAGAAGACCCGAACUCCGUCGGUCAGAGGCUCUUGAAUUCUUUCCUCAACACCAUCGUCAUGAUCAGUGUGAUCGUCUUCAUGACCAUAAUACUGGUGGUGCUUUAUAAGUAUCGCUGUUAUAAAGUCAUUCACGGCUGGCUGAUUCUGUCUUCAUUGAUGUUGCUCUUUUGGUUCAGCUUCAUGUAUCUGGGUGAGGUGUUCAAGACAUAUAAUGUGGCUAUGGACUACCCAACGUUAGUGAUGAUCAUCUGGAAUUUCGGCGUGGUGGGAAUGAUCUGCAUUCACUGGAAAGGGCCUUUGCGGCUGCAGCAGGCGUACCUCAUCGUCAUCAGCGCCCUCAUGGCCCUCAUCUUCAUCAAAUACCUGCCCGAAUGGUCAGCAUGGGUCAUACUGGGAGCCAUCUCCAUAUAUGAUCUGAUAGCGGUGCUUUGUCCGAAAGGCCCGUUGAGGAUGCUGGUAGAGACGGCGCAAGAAAGAAACGAGCCAAUUUUCCCUGCGCUCAUAUAUUCAUCUGCCAUGGUUUGGAUGGUUGGCAUGGCUGAUUCUAGUAAUCCAGGUUCUGCUGAUGGAAGGCUGCGGAAUGAGGGCGGAGCCCGAGCACAGGAAGAGGAGGAGUCAGAGGAUGAUGUGGCUCAUGGAGGGAGGCGGCGGUAUUCAGCAGAAGAGGACCUUGAGGAAGACCGAGGGGUGAAGCUGGGUCUUGGUGAUUUCAUCUUCUACAGUGUCCUGGUGGGAAAGGCGGCCGCCACCGGAGGAGACUGGAACACCACACUGGCCUGUUUCGUGGCCAUUCUCAUUGGACUGUGUCUGACUCUCCUCCUGCUGGCUAUUUUCAAGAAGGCUCUGCCGGCUCUUCCCAUCUCCAUCACCUUCGGCCUGGUCUUCUACUUCUCCACAGACAAUCUGGUACGGCCCUUCAUGGACAGCCUGGCAUCCCACCAAUACUACAUCUGACACAAAGCCACUGACACAUAAAGGACUUCAUCAGAAUACAGGCGUUGCGUUUCAAUGAGAUUCAAACCUUUUUGUUUCUUAUGAAUCUGAGCAGGUUUCUGAUACGAUAUGCUCUAGGCGAGUGAAUGAAGGUGUAAAAUGUAUCAAAACAAGCAGUUCUGAGUUGUCAUGCAUCUUUACAUUGGCAUUUUGGUUUUUAUUGAGAAGCUGCACAUCGGCUCUUUAGAAUAUACAGUAGUUUUACUAUUUGUUUUGUACUUACUGAGAAGGUCAAUGACUUCGCAGUGUGACCUGCAUCCUGACAAGUGACAGUGAAGAGUCUUUUUUCAUAAAUAACGACUUGUGAAGUGAUGAAAAGACUGCUGCUAGUUUCAGUGGUGAGACAGACGCCUGUAUAUGUGAGUGCUGUAGGCUUGCCAUUGGUUAAUACACAAAUCAAACAAAUGCAUACUUUCAUUUUUAGAAUCACAUAUAUUCUGUUAUAUAUAGGAUGUGAUCCUAAUUCAACAUAUUUGUUGGACAUACAUAGGGCUGGGUGAUAUAUUUAAUAUUCAGAAUAAUUUUGCUG